AUGGCCCAUUCACCCAUGCUGCUUGUGCGCACCAGUGGAGAGGAGGCGGAGCUGCGGCGUCUGCAGGUUAGGCAGAGCUACAGCUCCUGCAAGAGUGAAGAGGAGGCAACAGCGGCGAAUAGCGAUGGCAAGCAGCAGCAGCAGCAGCGGUGGAGGCUCAGUUGCGAGCUGCUGCCUCGCAGGGCCUCUGCCACCACGCCCUGCACUCAACCAGAUGCUCAAUGUGCUGCUGCUGCUACGCCCUGCACCCAACCAGAUGCACUGGGUGCUGCUGCUGCUACGUCCUGCACCCAACCAGAUGCUCUAGGUGCUGCUGCUGGUGCUACGCCCUGCACCCAACUAGAUGCUCUAGGUGCUGCUGCUGGUGCUACGCCCUGCACCCAACCAGAUCUGUCGGUGCUGCUACAGCGAGCGGCGACGGCGGGUUGA
Messenger RNA from Closterium sp. Naga37s-1, 429 nucleotides. NCBI's taxonomy places the organism in Eukaryota, Viridiplantae, Streptophyta, Zygnematophyceae, Desmidiales, Closteriaceae. The record is from the annotation of a GenBank genome assembly.